This is a messenger RNA of Knipowitschia caucasica, 1971 nucleotides long. The record is from the annotation of a GenBank genome assembly. NCBI's taxonomy places the organism in Eukaryota, Metazoa, Chordata, Actinopteri, Gobiiformes, Gobiidae.
AUGGACGUGGUAGAUACCGUGUUGUUGGUGGACAUCACUGCAAGUUAUUUUUUUGGCGAGUCGGUCAUUGGAACUGCGUAUGUGGUCUAUGGGGUGAAGAAGGACAAGCAGAUCAAGAGGGCUCCGAAAGUGAAGAAAGUCACCAUGUUUGAAGAAGGGGGAACUUUCAAUAUCACGAUGAGGGAAAUACAAGAGGCGUGUGCUGUGCAGACUGACAGAGGAACAACGCAGGACUGCAGCGUCCACUCUCUGGUGGACAGCUAUGUGUACAUCAAAGUGUCAGUGCUCACGCAAUCAGACUCUCAGCUUCAGACUCUCAUCUGCAGACUCAGCUGCAGACUCUCAGCUUCAGACUCUCAUCUGCAGACUCUCAUCAGACUCUCUUCAGACUCUCAUCUGCAGACUCUCUUCAGACUCUCAGCUUCAGACUCUCAUCUGCAGACUCAGCUUCAGACUCUCAUCUGCAGACUCUCUUCAGACUCUCAGCUUCAGACUCUCAUCUGCAGACUCAGCUUCAGACUCUCAUCUGCAGACUCAGCUGCAGACUCUCAGCUUCAGACUCUCAGCUGCAGACUUUCUUCAGACUCUCAGCUGCAGACUCUCUUCAGACUCUCAGCUUCAGACUCUCAGCUGCAGACUCUCAGCUUCAGACUCUCAGCUUCAGCCUCUCAGCUGAAGACUCUCUUCAGACUCUCAGCUUCAGACUCCCAGCUGCAGACUCUCAGCUUCACUCUCAGCUUCAGACUCUCAGCUUCAGACUCCCAGCUGCAGACUCUCAGCUUCACUCUCAGCUUCAGACUCUCAGCUGCAGACUCUCUUCAGACUCUCAGCUUCAGACUCUCAUCUGCAGACUCAGCUUCAGACUCUCAGCUGCAGACUCUCAGCUUCAGACUCUCAGCUGCAGACUCUCAGCUGCAGACUCUCAGCUGCAGACUCUCAUCAGACUCUCUUCAGACUCUCAGCUUCAGACUCUCAUCUGCAGACUCAGCUUCAGACUCUCAGCUGCAGACUCUCAUCAGACUCUCUUCAGACUCUCAGCUUCAGACUCUCAGCUGCAGACUCUCUUCAGACUCUUGUUACACGUUCCAGGGCAAAGGUGGAGAUCUGGUUGAGAUCGAGAGGAGCAACAUCAAAAUAGUGAAUUCACCUUUUGUUUUAAAAGUAAAAAACAUGCAACAGUACCUUAAACCAAGCUUGCCCUUCCAUGUUACAAUCCUUGUAAAUUAUCACGAAGGAACUCCAGCACAGAAUGUCCCACUGACUGUCGAGAUGAAAUCCAUGCCAACGCUCAAAGUCACGGGAAACACUCAUGUGUCCAUCAACAUGCCGCCCGAGAUCAAGGCUCAGACUUUCAUUCCCUACACGCCGGCGAGCAAAGUAACACCCAACUACCUGUACACUCGUGUCGUUGGCAACGUCCAAUUGGGAGCAAUGACCCUGGACCUGAGUGUUACAUCUGAGAGAACAAGCAGUGUUCGAGAAAUUACCUACUUGGUCCUCAGCAAAGGGAAACUAUUGGAUGCCAAACGUGUAUCAGUGGAUCAACAACAGGUCACCAGUGUGAGAAUCGACGUCACUUCAGAAAUGAUUCCCACAUUCCGCUUUGUGGCAUUUUACAUUUUAGACGGGGAGGUGGUGUCAGACUCUAUCAAGCUGGAGGUGCCCAACACAUGUUUCCAACCACCGAGUGUGAGCACAGCGCAACGCACUGACUUCAGCCCUGGCAAAAUUGUCAAGCUGAAAGUCCAAGGGGAGCCGUCGGCACACGUCAGUCUGGUGGCAGUGGACCAAGCCGUGUACAAGCUCAGCAAGAGGCGCUUCAACCAAAGACACAUCUUGGAUGAGGUGGACAGCAGAGACAUGGGCUGCACUCACGGAAGCGGAGCGAACGCGAUGGGAGUUUUCAGUGACGCUGGACUGCUCUUUGCAACAAAUGACGGACCCUCGACAGACGCCCGACAAUGUAACUGA